Molecule: messenger RNA, 1512 nt
Organism: Coffea eugenioides
Lineage: Eukaryota; Viridiplantae; Streptophyta; Magnoliopsida; Gentianales; Rubiaceae
Product: bZIP transcription factor 11-like
Exons: 1
Coding region: 746-1216 (156 amino acids)
Biological process (GO): positive regulation of DNA-templated transcription
Cellular component (GO): nucleus
Molecular function (GO): DNA-binding transcription factor activity; transcription cis-regulatory region binding
Source: RefSeq, a predicted model, not a curated record
UUCAUUUUCAUGCAUACCGUUUUUCUGCUAUAAAUCCUCCCCACCUCUACCUCAAAAACCUCUUCCUCUUCUCCUCUCCUCCUCCUUUUAGCCUUUGUAGAUCUUAUUUCUACACAGCUGCUAUCUUCUUCUUUGUAGUUUACGUAAGGCUUUGCUUUCUCUGGGCUGCCUUGCUUUCUCUCCCUUCAGAUUCUGCUUCCUUAGGGCUCUGAUUUCUAGUUCAGUGUCCUCCUCCCUUUGCUUAUUACCAAAAGCCCAUUUGAUCAUCUAGCUCAUAAAGUUUCAAUCUUGGCAACAAAAGUUUCGAUCUUGGCAAGAAGAAGAUUGAAUCUUUGUUGGUUUUUUUUUUUUUCUUACUUAACAAAAAAACUUUCUUUUGUCUCCAUGAAUCUUGAAGCUGCAUAUGUUCCAGUUUGAGACUCAUGUCUCCUGUUGUUAGUGAAAUCCUCCGUUCCGGGCUUAUGAUAAAUUCCUCCCUCAGGCGCAGGACCCAUCUCGUUCAAUCUUUCUCUGUUGUUUUCCUCUACUGGUUUUAUGUUUUCUCAUAAACAUCUCGCUCACUAGUGCUUGAUUUAUAUAUAUGUAUUAAUAGUAAUUAGUGCUUAAUAGGACAUAUCAUAAAGCUAUUUUAACUGAAAUAAAUUUCUGGGUUCUGCGUCUGUUUUUCUGGAUUUGUAAGUUUAGGAUUACUAUUUUAUAUAGUAUAUCAUAAGCUGCUUGGUGUAAAUAGUGUAGUUCUGUCACCAUGGCUUCUUCUAGUGGUAAUUCUUCGGGGUCAACUUCUAGUCAGAUCAAGAACUCUGGAUCUGAAGGAGACCCUCAGCUGUUGAUGGACCAAAGGAAGAGGAAGCGAAUGCAAUCCAAUAGGGAAUCUGCAAGGAGAUCCCGAAUGAGAAAACAGAAGCAUUUGGAUGAUCUGAUGGCCCAGGUGGCUCAAAUCAAGGAGGAGAACAGCCAGAUUCUCUCAACCAUGAAUAUCACUACCCAACAGUUCUUGAAUGUGGAGGCUGAAAAUUCAGUCUUGGGGGCUCAGUUGACGGAACUAACUCAGAGACUGCAGUCUUUGAAUGAGAUCUUAAGUUACAUGAAUACCAGCAAUGGCAUGUUGGACACUCUGGAGCUUCAGCCCAAUUCUGAGAUUUUCAUGAAUAACCCGUGGAACUUGAUUUAUCCUAAUCAACCAAUCAUGGCCUCAGCUGAUAUGUUUCCUUAUUAAUUGGUGAUUAUUUUGAUCACCAACUUGGCCUGCUGAUCAAUAGUAUUUUGUUUGCCAACAGCCUUCACUGUGCCCAUUGAAUGUGUGGUGGAGAGGGGGAUGAUGAGUAGUAGCCGUCCUAUUGAAUUAAAAGUAUAUUACUAUUUAGUUAUAAUUAGCAUCUGAGAUAAGGUGAUGGAAAACUGCUUAAGCAGUCAAAAAAAAAAAGAGUGAUGUGGGGACUGGCUUAUUUGGCAUGUAAAUGAUGCAGUAUUACCAUGGGAAUUGAAUCGUUUGUGUUGACUUACUGCUCUUUC